CGUGUUGCGCGUUUCAUACAUUGCUGCCAUCGGUUGUUAUUAUCAAUUUUUUUUUUGUUUUUGUUUAUUGUGAGCCGUUUAAGCGGAGCCACCAGGCACAAGACAUCAAUCGCCGUAUAAAACUAGUGUGUCACGCAAUCAGCGAGAAUAAAUCAAAAAUCGCAAUCAAGAACAAUAACAAUAACGAUAAAUUAUUAGUUGCAUCGAUAUCGAUAAAGCAGCUGGCUGCAAUCAACAUUCACAGUUCAGUAUAACACAAUCGAAAAUGUUUCAAAUUCCACGUCCCUCGCGGUUAACGCUGCAAGGUGCUGCCAUUGCCCUGGGUAUGGUGCUAUUAAUGUCCUGUGUACGUCCCUUGGGUGUGCUUUUCCUGGGCCUCUUCAGUUACUGGCUCUACUGGACACGCUGCAGUUUUCGCGUUGUCCUCACUCCCGAACUGCGCGCCAAAUUUGAAUCGUGGCUGCAACGCGCCGAAGACUGGCGUCGCAAUUCUCCGGGCAUGUUCUGCGUGGUGAGCAGUGGCUGCCUGGCCACCUUGGCCAUUUUGGGUCACCUGAUCUCUGGCUCCACAUUGGUGCUGACUCUGCUGGUGCUCUCCGCCCUCAUCUCCACCAAAUACAACUUCAAGUUGCUCCAAAUUGAACGCAAGGACUUCCAAUGGUCGGAGAAGAUCAACUACAACAAUGUGGAUGCCGAGCUGGACGAUGAGUUUAUGCCGGACGUGAACGAUGCGAAUCUGUUUGUGCUGGAGCGUGCCAGCGAUGUGGCCACGAUCAGUUCCCCCAUCGAUGCCGAUGGCAUGGGCGAUGACAUCGACGACGAUGAGCGCAGCGAUGACAUACCAUCAGAGUUGUUGCUCAUACCCGAUGCCAUACCUGAGAUCGAUGAGCACUCCACCGACGAGGACGAUGAGUUGGUGCCACUUUCACGAACCAAGAGCAAGACAACAACAAGUGGUGUCACACAGUCAGCCAACAAUGCCGUUAAUGCUGCUGCUGCUCCACAUGAGCAAUACGAGCAGCGAUCAACAACAACAACAGCAGCAGCAGCAACAAUAACAACAACAGAGGACGGCGAGUCCACAAUGGAUUUUCGUAGGGGGCAUUUUAAGCGAGACUCAUCGCUGUCCACCACCUCAUCAUCGUCCGAGGAAAGUCUGUCCAAGGGUCUGCAAUUUCCCGAUCACACCAGCGUCGAUGCUCCCGCCCUGCGGCAAUUGACCGCGCCUCCAUCCGCUGCAUCAGCAUCCAGCAGCGAGGCGACAGCGACGGCAGCCGGUGCAAUAAUCGCCCUGGCGGUGAAAUCCCAAGCGCAGUCCCUGCUCCCCAGCCUGAUGUCCAAUUUGGUUGGCCAGUGGAGCAAUGCUGGUCAACCGGUCAGCGGGGGUGAAGUGGUCAGCAUGGAUCAACAGCAGCAGCAGCAGCAAUUGGUUAAGCCGCAGCGACGUCAAGUCACCGCUCUCGAUUCGUCCGAUGAGAGCGAUUUUGAGAUACUCGAAACGGAUGAUUUUAAGUAAAGCAAGAAAGCAAAAACGUUUAUCGUUGCGAGCGCGCGUAUUACCAACUAAUAUCUUAACUCUAUAUAUACACGAUACACAUACAUAUGUAAUCCAAUCCAAAAAGAAAAACAAAAACACACAGACACACACACACACACACACAUACGCAGCAGACAGCCAUAUUGAGAGAAAUUCAAAUAACGAUAAAAAAAUAUGCAAAGAGUCUAUCGGGGGUUAAUCGAUAUGUGUAAAUGGAAGAAGUUCGAUUAGUUGUAUUCUUUAGUUCUGUUUGUUGUUAUCAUACAGAUAUCUGUGCUUGCGCUCUUUAUUAUGUUAUUAUUUUAAUAAUAUAUAUAUACUUUAUUAUGAUUAUGAUUACGAUUACGAAUAUUUUGUAAUGACUUGUGUUUCUAUAUACUUUUUAAUGAUUUGGUUUUCAAUUUUUUUUUUGUGUUUUGGAGCAGCGGUUUAGUUACUAAUUGAUUUACAAUUUCGAUUACGAGUUCUCUCGUAUGCAAAACACUGUAAAUACUUUUGUAUCACACAAAACAAAACCACAAGCACACAAAUACAUACAUAUAUACAUACAUAUACGGAUAACCAUGCAAAUGUUGAGCUACUUAAUCUGUACCCAAGAACGCUUUAAAUCAAACAAAACAAAAAAACCCACGACAACAAAAAUCUAACAAUUAAUGUAAUGAAAAUCAUCCUUUGCAUAUUAUUCUUUAAAUCCUGAUUGCGGUGCUAAACAAAAAACAAAAA
Molecule: messenger RNA, 2260 nt
Organism: Drosophila albomicans
Lineage: Eukaryota; Metazoa; Arthropoda; Insecta; Diptera; Drosophilidae
Exons: 4
Coding region: 266-1516 (416 amino acids)
Source: RefSeq, a predicted model, not a curated record